Aureobasidium vineae is the source of this 1917-nucleotide messenger RNA. The record is from the annotation of a GenBank genome assembly. Lineage: Eukaryota; Fungi; Ascomycota; Dothideomycetes; Dothideales; Saccotheciaceae.
AUGCGUCGUCCUGUGGCUUCUUUGUUGCUGGCAACGGCUGGAACAGCAAUCGCGCAGAACACGACACAAGUCUACGAUUAUGCCAUCGCAGGUGCUGGUACAGCAGGACUUCUUCUAGCUAUCGUCCUCACCGAAGACCCUUCGAUCAAUGUCGCCGUCCUCGAAGCUGGCUCGGAUGGUCGCACAAAUCCCAACAUUACGAUUCCAGAACUGAGAGGCGAUAUCAUUGAUACGGAGUAUGAUUGGGACUACUACAGUACUGUUCAACCUGGUCUAUAUCAGAACAGGAGUCAGGCUGACUCUCGCGUCCAACUUGAUAUCUGGGAAUCGUUGCUCAACCUCACUGGAUGGAAUUGGGAGACUCUCUCGACUGCGUUCAGGGAGAGCGAGAUGUUCUUCGCCCCUCCAGCUAAUGCAUCCUCUGCUGAGGACCCGGAUCCUGCAAAUCAUGGAUCUUCUGGGUACAUCUGCUCGACGCUACAGCGUAGUGUACUGUCUCUGCUAUCCGACUACGUGACGCCCGCACUGCUCAACGCUGGCUACGCAGUACCUGGAGACCGAAACGGUGGCAAUGUUACUGGUGCUGGGUUCUUGCCUCUGGCUAUAUGUCCAGGAAACUACACUAGAAGUUAUGCUGGAUCAGCGUAUACUGCUGUUCAGGACAGAAAGAAUUUGCAUCUUUACACCAACGCACAAGUUACAAACAUCAGCUGGGCGUCCACAACAUCUGGAAACAUAACUGCCCGUGGCCUCAACUACGUGGACACCUCCGGUCGCACCUCCAACACCAGUCUCUCCAUUCGUGCCGACGAAAUAAUCCUCUCAGCUGGUAUCGCAGGAUCGCCACCAAUUCUCGAACGCUCAGGGAUUGGAAACCCUGACAUUCUGAUGCCGCUCAAUAUCACACCCCUCGUCAAUCUUAGCAGUGUUGGCACGGGCCUCAGAGAUCCAUUAAUGAUGCAGUAUCAACCCCUGCAGUACAACUUCAGCGUCGAGUUUACGGGUGGCGAGUACGCCCAAAACUACAUCGAUCUGCGACCAGCUCAAGAUGUGUUGUCAACUGCUGACUACAAUGCUGCAUCUACAUGGCUCAACUCGACCGCCUCAAUCCCCGGCCUGGAAGAUGCACAGUUCACAGUAUUCAAGCAUCUCUGGUACACCCGCCAGCCAUUGAUUGAGAUGGCAUGGCAGUAUAGCAGCACGCAAUCCAUGCCCUACACUUUGGUGCCUCUCAGUCAAGGUACCGUCCACAUCAACUCCUCAGACCCGAUGGCUGCACCAGUAAUAAACCCAAACUACAACUCCGUUACUGCAGUCAUUGGCAAUGAAACCGUUCCUUGGGAUCUCUGGUUCCUAUCCCGAGCAUCGCAAUUCUAUGUCAACGAACUUGCUUCCUCUACCCCUUUCUCAGACGUUUUGACCAAGACGGAUCCGGAUCACAAUCUCUCGCCAGCUGACUAUCAGCAAGCCGUCUUCGAACGCUCAGGUACUUCUCAACAUCUUACUGGAGGAUUGCCUAUGCUUUCGCGUGGUGCUGGUGGUGCUGUCGAUACACAAAUGCUCGUCUACGGCACCCGCAAUGUCAGGGUUGUCGAUGGAAGUAUCUUCCCGUAUCAACCAUCCGCUCAUCCUAUGGGCUUGACUUAUGCUAUGGCUGUCCAUGCGGCCAAGAUUUUGCAACAAAUCAAGGGCAGCAAGCUUACGUAUACUGAAGACUCUGCGAGAAGUAACUCGAGCGGUAAUGCCACGGCAAGUUUCCCGAAUGUGGCUCCGACGAUUACGUAUAAUGCUAAAGGGUCUGCGGUGCCUGCAAGUUCAUCUGUGGUGGCGUUUACUGGUGCGGCAGAGAAGGUGGAGGUUGGCAAGUGGAUGGUUGGAGGGAUCGUUGUCGCUUUGGGGUGGAGUAGUUUGAUGUGA